CUGAUUGGCUGAUUCAGACAUGCUAUCAAUCUCUCAGCCAGCAGCCAGCCCGGAACGAAGGAGGCAGGCCACGCCCAUGAGGGAGAACGCUCUCUGCUCCUGCCUCCUCUCCUCCCUCAUAUCUAAACUGCAACUCUCUCUCUCUCUCUCUCUCUCUCUCUCCAUCGCCACUACUGCUGGCGCAGCGAGAUGACCAACCACGCCAAGGUUCACGACAGCAGCAGAGAAAACUUAGUGGAUGCCUACUCAGGAAAGCUUGGGGGGUGGGGCUGGCUUUUGGUCACCUUAUCCUUGAUGAUGACAAUUCUGACCUUUCCUAUCAGCAUAUUCAUGUGUAUAAAGGUAGUGCAGCAGUACGAGCGCGCGGUUGUGUUCAGACUGGGACGCCUAACCGACAAGAAGCCUAAAGGACCAGGUAUCAUCUUUGUGCUGCCCUGCAUUGACACCUUUGUGAAGGUGGACAUGAGGACUGUGUCCUUUGGAAUCCCACACCAAGAGAUCCUGACCAAAGACUCGGUGACGGUGUCUGUGGACGGCGUGGUGUACUUCCGGGUCAACUGCCCCAUCUCGUCGGUGGUGAACGUGUCCAACGCCCACUUUUCAACUCACCUGCUGGCCCAGACCACCCUGCGGAACGUCCUGGGCACCAAGAACCUGGCCGAGCUGCUGUCGGACAGGGAGGGAAUGUCGCGCAGCAUGCAGGUGUGCCUGGAUGAGGCCACAAAUCCGUGGGGCAUUAAGGUGGAGAGGGUGGAGAUCAAGGAUGUGACCCUCCCUCAGCAGCUCCAGAGAUCCAUGGCGGUGGAGGCAGAGGCCAUGAGGGAGGCCCGGGCCAAGGUGCGGACAGAUGAACUGGUCACAGAGUGUGCAGGACUACAGGACUGCAAAUCCCAGAGUCUGUGCAGGAAGUUAGGUUUUCAAGGAGCUGCAUGCAUGGUGAUCGCGGCGGAGGGCGAGAUGAACGCGUCUCGGGCGCUGAAGGAGGCGUCGGUCGUGAUCGCAGAGUCUCCGUCCGCCCUGCAGCUGCGCUACUUGCAGACGCUGGGCACGGUCGCGGCUCAGAACAACUCCACCAUCGUCUUCCCCCUGCCAAUCGACCUCAUGCAGCACUUUAUGUACAGGAAGUGACCCCCUCCCCCCCACCUGCUUAAGGGGGUCACCGCGGGAAUCACCCAAUCACGGUGAUCCCCACUGUCACUCUUUUAAAAAGCAUGUUGUCAUGACAACAGCCUCAGAGAGAAACCACACUAGACACAUGCUUAAUCCCACACCAGGCCAGAUAUGUAUUUCUCUAUAGACAAUAUGCCUAAUGGUGAAAGGCGAGUAUACCUUUAGUAAGCUGAGAAUGAUAUAGCAAUGAUAUGGCAAUUUAAAAUUUUUAAAGCAUGUAUUAUGGCACUUUAGGGGUCACUGUACUAUAUGUCAACAAGUAUCCUAAAUCUCUUGCUGUUCAUAAAUAUUUAAAAAUAAUUAAUAUAUAAUAUACUAUAUAUAAAAUUGUGUAAGGCAAAAUUUUGCACAUUUUGGUAAAUUCUCUGGACAUAAAUUGCAAUAGAUAAUGUAUGGAAGAAUAAAUGAAAAAAUGUUCCUGCUCAAUCAUCACAUCACCAAACUUCAAUGUUUAGCCUUAAUUUAGGGUUAUGGACACUGUAUGAAGUGUAUGUAUUGUAAAUAAAAUUAUUAUUUUUUA
Anguilla rostrata (American eel) is the source of this 1690-nucleotide messenger RNA. Its product is annotated as stomatin-like. NCBI's taxonomy places the organism in Eukaryota, Metazoa, Chordata, Actinopteri, Anguilliformes, Anguillidae. Gene Ontology annotation, cellular component: plasma membrane. The coding region runs from base 190 to 1128 and encodes 312 amino acids. The record is from RefSeq and is a predicted model, not a curated record. The transcript is spliced from 7 exons.